Molecule: messenger RNA, 3880 nt
Organism: Sebastes umbrosus (honeycomb rockfish)
Lineage: Eukaryota; Metazoa; Chordata; Actinopteri; Perciformes; Sebastidae
Gene: glis3
Product: GLIS family zinc finger 3
Exons: 11
Coding region: 147-2753 (868 amino acids)
Biological process (GO): regulation of transcription by RNA polymerase II
Cellular component (GO): nucleus
Molecular function (GO): RNA polymerase II cis-regulatory region sequence-specific DNA binding; DNA-binding transcription factor activity, RNA polymerase II-specific
Source: RefSeq, a predicted model, not a curated record
AGCCACAGCUCGGCGGACAGAAGGAGCUAUUCAUCCUGACAUGUCACUGCGACGACAGCACUAAAAGGUAUGAGCUGUGGAUUAUCAUAUCCUGUGUAAAGCAAACUUUUGCAAACUACUUGAAUCAACUUCCUCAUGCGCUUCUGAUGACUUCAGCCAUGAGUGGAAAGGGUUGUCAGCUCCUGGUGUCUCCCUGCAGCGUGUCCCCGUCCCUAAGCAUGAUCAGAGGACACCAGCCCCACCACCAGUCCAUCAGGAUGCCCAUGUGUUCCCCACAAUGGUCCGAUCCGAAUGGUCCCUCCUCGGGCGUGGAGAAAGUGAAAAGAGGAACCGUCCACUCUUUUGCUCCUUCUGGAAAUCAGAGCGAAGGCCAUGUCGUCCUGCCGACCCUGAGCCUCCGCAGACAGGUGUUGACCAACGGGAAGCAUCUAAACAUUUCAACUGUGUCCCCAAACCAGCAAGUGCCUGCUCAUCAUCCUACAAUCAAAACAGUGACAAUACAAACGGGACGCUGCUCCUCCAACAACAGCUUCAAAGCAGGUCGCUCUGUGUCAGGGCCUACCAUGGGAGUAUUUGGUCAGCCAGCCGCUGCUAACCUGACAGUGACCAGCAGUCCCAUGACCGAGGUCACAGGCCACCGCUACACUGCAGGGCCUGCAGCACAACAUCCCCCAUCACAUCCACACAGCGUGCAGAUUCCCCACACUGAUGCCAGAUCCUUACAUUCCAGAGAAUCCCUGGCAUCCACUACGCUUAGUCUGUUUGAAACGCAGUCGGUGUUUAGUGGCAGACAUGACUGGUCGUAUGGCUACCGUGUGCUUCCUCCGCUGGGUCUGCCUCAGUGCUCCGAGGGAGGCGAGCAGCUCAGCCUUCCUCACGGCACGGCCAUGUCCGGUACGACCGUGUCGGGUGGCACUAGCAACUCCGCCUCCUUGCCCUCGUACCUCUUCGCAGGCGACGCCACAAGCCCCGGACAGUCUCGUGCAAAGAAGAGAGCACUUUCCAUGUCGCCUUUGUCGGAUGUCAUGGGUACCGAUUUCAACUCCAUCAUACGCACCUCGCCUACUUCACUUGUGGCUUAUAUCAACGGCUCCCGCAGCUCUCCAUCCUCCCACCUCACACUCUCGCCUGUCCAGUCUGAAGGUUACGGUCACUUCCUGGGCGUGAGAGGCUGCUGCAUCCCGCGCCACUACCCCCAUCCCCAGAGCACGCCAGACUCUUCGCAGGCCCUGGCCCCACAGACAGAUUAUAGCCGUAUGCAGAUGCUUGAAGAGGGAGGGGGUCUGGAGAGCCAGAUGGCCAACAUGGUGGUGGACCAGCAGUGCCUCCCAGAGGAAGGAGGGUCACUGGAGAAGACCUCAGAGAGCUGCAGCCAAACCGCCAACAACCUGCUGCCACCUCCGCAGUUACAGCCGGCCCUAUUGACCACUAUCCAAGAGGCUGCUACUCCUCCGCAGGGGCCUCCACCGCCCUAUCACUCACACCAGCACUUCCAUCUCGCAAGACUUCACUGUAAAAUAAAGCCCCAUUCUCAGGACCCCAUGGUUUAUCCCAGGCACGGGGUGAGCUUUCUACCCCAGGUGCCCAUGCUGGAGGAAGAGGAAGGAGAGCUGGAGGACUAUGGGGCCCACUGCUGCAGGUGGUUGGACUGUAGUGCAGUCUAUGACCAAAGGGAGGAGCUGGUAAGGCACAUAGAAAAGCUUCACGUGGACCAGCGGAAGGCCGAGGACUUCACAUGCCAUUGGGUGGGCUGUCCACGCAGCUUCAAGCCCUUCAACGCCCGAUACAAGCUUCUCAUCCACAUGAGGGUCCAUUCAGGGGAGAAACCCAACAAGUGCACGUUCGAGGGCUGCAAGAAGGCUUUCUCUCGGCUAGAAAACCUGAAGAUCCACCUGCGCAGCCACACGGGGGAGAAACCCUACCUAUGUCAGCACCCCGGAUGCCUCAAGGCCUUCAGCAACUCAAGUGACAGAGCAAAACACCAGCGUACACACCUGGACACAAAACCGUAUACGUGCCAGGUGCCUGGCUGUGCAAAGCGUUAUACUGACCCCAGCUCCUUGAGGAAACACGUGAAAUCCCACUCUACUAAAGAACGGCAGUUACGGAAGAAGAUGAAAUCCACUGCUGAUGGGACUCAGGACACGCUGACAGACUGUUUAACCAUCCACCCUCUACAACCAAGCCUUUCUCCUCUGGCGAGGACAGACUUGAACUCUUCCCCUUGUGCAUCCCACGAAUCAUAUUCUGCUGCUCCGCUGGGACCAGACUCCUCCAGCGAUCCUCACCUGGCUCUGUUGUGCUCCUUACAAGAUAAUUACAGGUUUGUUGAUCCCUCCCCUCACCAGCUCCUCCCCGGGGACCGGUGCUCUCCCACCUGCCUCCCACAUCCUCCCCACGGGACAUCCCUGCAGAACAACGGAGAUCUGAAGCAGCCCAGCCAGCUGCCUGAUCUGGCAGAUCCAGAGCUCUCAGGGCAGAUAUAUUCUCCUCCACGAUACGGUGGGAUCACAGCACAGACCUGCUCGAGUCACCUGAUGCAAGUCGAUGCCUUUGGUGACAGCCUCGCUCCGGCUGUCAAUAAUCCCAAUGGGGUGGCCACCUCACAAGCAGCUCUUUCCUGCAUUACAGGAUUUGAUGUCCACAGUCAAGCGCAGGAUGUGGAUCAUAAUCUAGAACUGCAUGGAGGGGAUUUCUUCAGCGCGGUGGACCACUGCACAAGCCAGAUCUCCUGCGUCUACACGGAGGGAUGAUAUUACUCGAGUUUUGUUCCUUUGCACUAUUUUGUGUCCCUGUUCCAUUCAAUUUGAUAGGAAGAACACUUUAGAUGGCGCCACAACUUUAGCAAAAUAAAGGGAUAUUUGAUUGAUUGAUUGAUUAAUUGAUUGAUAAAACAAUCUAAGAUGCUGCUCCCUGGGUCUUGAAGGAAUCGACUCUUCUCAGCGCAAGUUCUUUUCUCUCUUCGACUUAAAUCUCUAUAAAUGUACUAUUUGACUCAACACUCUUCUGCCUCCAUAAUCAAUGUAUACUAACGACUGAGCCUACAGGAUUUUAUAAUGUUUACUUUUUCAGUUUCUAUAUAUAACAAUGUUAAUAUAGUAAAUACUUCAGGUAGUUUUCUGGUGCCAUUUUUGCACAAUAUUCAACACUGCAAUCAAAGCAAAGUAUGCAAAGGGAGGGUUUUUCUUAGAAACAUGCCUUGUAACUAUAGUAACAAGACAGCCUCACCAUUUCACUCUAAUGUUCAUAGACAUAACCUGUUGUUUGAGUAUAGUACUGUGCUACGAUCGCUGCUGUACCUAUAGAUCGAGAGGCAGAUUUUUGUUGGUGACCAUACCAGUGAUUUUGCAUGUUUUAGUUUAUUUACUGCAAAUUCAUUACACUUCACUUUGUAGUUGGCCCUUUAAGAAAGCAUGGCAUGUAGUGCUGUACAUUUUUUAACCUGCUUUAUACAGCAUUCAUUUCAGUUCAUUUCCAUAUGUUAUGAAAAUGAACUUGUGGAGACUUUAAAAGUGUAAACUAUCAGUGGUUAGCUGCUUUUAUUUUACAGUUACAUUAUUAUUAUAGACUUUUUCGAUCCAGUUUGCACUUUAGCUGCAUAACCAUGCAACCAAUAAUUCAACUAGAAGUCAAAAAGAAGACAUGAUGAUCACCAUAGAUUCAGCCUACCCUACACAAAAGGCAAAUUUUAGAUUUUUAUAGUGUAGUGAAAUGAUCAGGAGGUUAAAAAAAAACUAUUCAAAACACAUCAUGAUCAGCAGCAAUGUAAAAUAUACAUGAUUUGUAGUAAAUGGGCCAAAAUAUGCAAAAAUGCUGCUGUGGUGUUUUAACUUUUGAACAUAUUUGGAUCAAUAAAAAGAAGUAAAUCAUUUGUACCCUA